AUGGAAAAAUUUAUUCCAAAGGCGUUGGCAAAAGAGGCAGAGACAGAAUGGCAGCUAUGGGAAAAAUCUAUUGAGCAGCAGGAGGACAAAGCCGAGACAGCACCCAACGAGCCUACUCCUUUUCUGCGGUGGACAGCGCCAGUUUAUAACACAUACAAGGCAAACUGGGAUGUGUCGGUGAAACCAGUUUCUAGGCAUUUUGGAGUGGGCAUCAUUGUUCGGGAUUACAUGGGCCAAGUGUGUGCAGCCUCAUGUCUUGCCUUCGAAGGACGUCCGGACCCUACAGUGGCGGAGGCGAUGGGGGCUCUUUGCGCCGUGGAAUUUUGUCGAGAUUUGGGCCUCAAAAAUAUUAUGAGCUGGAGAAUGGAACAUGUACGCCGUGCCGCAAACGAAGCAGCUCAUGGAUUGGCAAGGGCAGCUGAAAUUACGGGGGUUGAUAGAAUUUGGAUGGAAGAAGUUCCGGAGGUUGUACAUGAUAUAGUUGUUUUAGAGCAAUUUGCUCUUAUUGUUUAG
Molecule: messenger RNA, 513 nt
Organism: Corylus avellana
Lineage: Eukaryota; Viridiplantae; Streptophyta; Magnoliopsida; Fagales; Betulaceae
Source: RefSeq, a predicted model, not a curated record